Salvelinus fontinalis (brook trout) is the source of this 8350-nucleotide messenger RNA. Its product is annotated as synaptotagmin-7-like. The transcript has 11 exons. Bases 2355 to 4010 code for a protein of 551 amino acids. Lineage: Eukaryota; Metazoa; Chordata; Actinopteri; Salmoniformes; Salmonidae. Gene Ontology annotation, molecular function: calcium-dependent phospholipid binding; phosphatidylserine binding; calcium ion binding. The record is from RefSeq and is a predicted model, not a curated record. Gene Ontology annotation, cellular component: synapse; axon; membrane. Gene Ontology annotation, biological process: regulation of calcium ion-dependent exocytosis; calcium-ion regulated exocytosis; vesicle fusion.
GGGUGGAGGCAGCCAGCACCCCAGAUUCAGUUCAGAUUCGUGGCCGAGGGGAAAACAAAGCCAUCAACUGCUCAGCCCAAGACCUGACAGACUGUGGUCUCUGUCUCCAGCUAACCCCACAGUCCUCUCCCUCCUCUGUCACCAUGCCACCUGUUCUCCCAUUCUCCCUUUCAUCACUCUCCUCCCUGUUUUAUUUCUCCCUUCUCUCUUUCUGUAUCUCUCCCUUUUUCCAAGAUAUGUUUUAUCUGUGUAUCCAACCUUUGCUGUUUCACUUUGACUUAUAACAUACUGUAUAUUACUCUGUGAUUGAUGUUGAAUAUAUGUUUAACUCUUUCACUGUUUUCUAAUCCCUUGUACAGAGGAAGGUAUAAUCUCUUAACUUGUCCGUGAGUCUGGAUGCUGUGUCAGCUCACAGAAUAGAUGAUAUGCUUUUCCCAAACCCCAUCCCCUUUAGACCGAUACACUUUUUACCUUCCUUGUUUUCCUACUUUCUUUUCAAAGACAUAAAUGUUUUCCUCUGAAAGUAUAUGAUGAACAUUAUAAUGGAAUUACUUUUAUAAAUGCAGGACCAGGGCCAGAUUACCGAACGGGCACACAGGGCACGUGCCCCUAGGCCCUCGACCUCCAGGGGGCCCCCAACCCAAUUUGUUUUUGUUAAAUUAAGGGGGGGGGGGGGCAGAUAGCAUACGACAGCAAAAUGUGUGGAAUUGCAGGAAAUUUGCUUCAAAACUGCAACAUUUUCUCUCAGCCUCAUGGCAAAAUGUAUAGACUAGCAGGAAAUUAGCUUGAAAAACUGCUAAACCUUCUCUCAGCCUCAUGGCAGAAUGUAUAGACUAGCAGGAAAUUAGCUUGAAAAAAUGCUAAACCUUCUCUCAGCCUCAUGGCAAAAUGUAUAGACUAGCAGGAAAUUAGCUUGAAAAACUGCUAAACCUUCUCUCAGCCUCAUGGCAAAAUGUAUAGACUAGCAGGAAAUUAGCUUGAAAAACUGCUAAACCUUCUCUCAGCCUCAUGGCAAAAUGGGAACAAAAGCAUGAGAUGAGCUAUAAAACAGCACAUUAUUUUCUCCGCCCCAUGGCAGAAAGUGUAGAAUUGCAGGAAAUUAGCGAAAAAAAUUGUCAGGUCAUCGCAUUAUUUGGUACUCAUGAUUGUUAUAACCUUUUUUUCCUCGAAUGUACGGGAUCAGAAUACGCCGCAUAAAUGUAUCUUGUUUUUCCAACAAGUAUUAUCAUGUCAUUGCUUCAUCAUGUUUUACUACAAAAAGUAAAAGAGUACUUAUUAUUGCCAGACGCAACUUCCAAUACACUGACUUAGGUGGAGGAUCCCUCAGGGAGGGUACAAUCAAUUUUAUUAAACUGACCUUUAUUAAGAAAAGUAGUACUAUUCUGUUGGUGUAUGCACCGAACACUUAUGAUAACUAAUUUCAUGACCAAUUCUGUACUCUGACACUAGAUUUAGCUGAUUUCUGACCAGUUAUUUGUGGCGAUUUUAAUGCAAAACACUACCAACUCACCCCCUCCGCAACAUUUUUGAGAACUGGCAUAAACCCAGGGGACUGUUUUCUGAUCUAUACUUGCAUUUCUUAAAAGCAUUUUAGAAGCCCCUGCCAAUCGACCUACAAUAGAAGAGACGUCUUACCUUCAAUCACUGAAAUGAACUGGUCUGUAAUUCUCUCUUCUAGAAAUUCUAAUUAUCAAAAUAUCCAUUUUAAUUUUGUCCGCAGAUCUUAUCUUACCCUGCGUAGACUAUUCCAAAUGAGUAUUCAUCCAACCCCGAAAUGCUCUCUAUGCCUUCAAGGUGCCCCCGGUACCUGUUGGUCGGUGCAACUGUCCUGUGGUGGGAAGUGUGGGUGGGCACAGUGGUCCUGUGGGAGAAGGUAAAGGUUUUCUCUCUGCACCAUGGAAAAAUGUGUUGAAAUGUAGGAAGUUAGCUGAUUUCAGAAAUGGGGGCCCCCGGAGGUCGGUGCCCCAGGGCCGUACCCCUAAUGUGGUAGUCCGGCCCUGUGGACCCCUAAUGUAUUUUCAAAUUAUUUUCUACAAAUAUUAGAGGUGUAUCUCUAUUGCCUGGAUUGACAUUUCUCUCAUUCACCUAUUAAACUAAGGUUGUUUCCAUAUCCUGUCUCUCUCCAAGAAAUAUCCUUCACUUUGCUCCACUGUGAUUGGCUCUGCUGCUCUGACUUAUCUUUCUUUCUAUCCCUGAAACUCCUCCCUCUUACUCCACUGUGAUUGGCUGUACUGCUCUUACCUGUCUCUUUCUCUGGCCGCAGUGAUCUAGACAGGGACUUUUGGAAUAACAAUGACAGCAGCAACGUGCAGCAGAGAUGGAGCUCCUAUCCGCCCAAGGAGUUCCUCUUAAACAUGUCCCCCUAUGCCCCGUACGGAGACCCUCGCCUCACGCCCAAUGGGGUGGAGAAGGGGGAUGGGGGCGGGGCUGGGUGUGGGAGCGGGGCAGGUCCCAGUCGCAGUGACAGCGUGAGAAGCAUAGUGACGGGGCUGGGCCCUGGCAGCAAGGCUGGGCGCUGGCAGACGGUCCAGAGCCACAUGCACGCCGGAGGCCUGAGGCCCAGAAAUUUUGGGGACCCCUCCCUCUCGGCCGCCUCUACUCUGGAGCACAUUCCAUCCUCAGCAGCAGCACGUCCUCGUCCCCUGGUGCGACAGCAGAGUCUCCAGCAGCCUCUCAGCCACCAGCCCCCUCCGGGCCCCAAUGACCCCCCAGCCACCUCCCAGAGCCUGGGCCAGCUGCACACAGGGCUCGGGGGCGGAGGGCACCGGGGAGGCCCGCGGGGGGUGCGGGGGAGUCCGGCGGGGACAGGUGCUUCCCGGUACAGAGGAGCAGGAGGAGGACGCUCCAGGUCCAAUCCAGGCAGCUGGGACCACAUGAUGGGACAGAUCCGCAACAGAGGACUGGAUGUCAAGUCUUUCCUCGAGGGGAAGAUGGUUGUUCUGUCUCUAGCGAUCGGGCUGGCUGAACAAGAUGACUUCGCCAACCUCCCAGAUCUACAGGAAGCACCAGCGUGCCAAGAAAACUCAACUCCACCGGACAAAUCAAGCAGGAGCCUGGGUAAACCUGGGAGCCAGACCCCAGAUGAGGCAGGCCGCCUCGGGAACUCCUCCGUCACAGACCUGGCCAACUCUGUCACCACCAGCGACAUUCACAUGCUCUCUCCGGGCUCAGAAGAGGAGACAGAAGGGCCUGUGGUUGAGAAGCUGGGCCGGAUUCAGUUCAGUGUGGGCUACAGCUUCCAGGACUCCACCCUGACCGUCAAGAUCCUCACGGGCCAGGAGCUCCCCGCCAAGGACUUCUCUGGCACCUCAGACCCCUUCGUCAAACUCUACCUGCUGCCUGACAAGAAGCACAAGCUGGAGACCAAGGUCAAGAGGAAGAACCUCAACCCUCGCUGGAACGAGACCUUCCUGUUUGAAGGGUUCCCCUAUGAGAAGGUGAUCCAGAGGACCCUCUAUAUGCAGGUGCUGGAUUACGAUCGUUUCAGCAGGAACGACCCCAUCGGGGAGGUGUCCAUCCCCCUUAACAAGGUGGACCUGGGCAACCAGCAGACCUACUGGAAGGAGCUGAAGCCCUGCAGCGACGGCAGCGGGAGUCGAGGAGACCUGCUGGUGUCACUGUGCUACAACCCUCAAGCUAACACCAUCACUGUGACCAUCAUCAAAGCCCGUAACCUCAAAGCCAUGGACAUCGGAGGCACCUCCGAUCCAUAUGUGAAGCUGUGGCUGAUGCACAAGGACAAGCGUGUGGAGAAGAAGAAGACUGUGACAAUGAAGUGCUGUCUGAACCCCGUGUUCAACGAGUCCUUCCCCUUCGACGUCCCUGCCCACGUGCUCCGAGAGACCACCAUCAUCAUCACCGUCAUGGACAAGGACAAGCUCAGUCGCAACGACGUCAUCGGCAAGAUCUAUCUCUCGUGGAAGAGUGGUCCGGCAGAGGUGAAGCACUGGAAGGACAUGAUGGGUAAACCUCGUAAUGCCGUGCAGCAGUGGCAUGCCCUCAAGGCCUGAUACUGUAGGUCCAGUCACAUCCACCCAGACCAUCCCAGCCCCCUGCCCUGCCCUCCCACCCUGCUGUUAUGCACAAGGCUGACUCGCUGCAGAACAUGGGUACAAAUAGCCAUCCAACACAUCCACCCAACGUAUCCACCCUCUCCUCCUGCCUGUCCUCUCUCAGAUCCCUAAUGAACUUCUCCUUCCUCUACUCCCCUCUGUUAAGCCGGGUCCUUUCUGAGUCUUGUUGCUUUCAACCAUUGUUUUUUCUCCUUGGUCCACCUUUACUCUGUUUUACUCUGGAGCAGUACACUCUGUCAGCCCUAGGGUGAGCCUCAGCCACCAACAAAAACAGGUUCAAAUAGACCAUAUAAGAAUCCUGCGUAAGGAGCUGGUGAAGGGCCUGUCUUUCAGGAAACAUUGUUUAUGUGACUGUGUGACAGACUGACCUACAAGCCAGUGACCUGGGCCAGGAAUCCAGUUCCACCAUUCCUCUUGUGUCUCUCCAUCGUUCUCCUGUGGCAGUGAGGGGAGGCGUCUUCUCUCCCUAAUCACUGCUCUCUCUGUCGUCAGAAGCGAUCUGGUUGGCUGUUCAUUAUUGUUUUUUGCUUCCCAUGUUGACCCUUUGGUUCGUUCUCUUCUGCAAACACACAGAGAAUACAACAGGAAGGAUCGAUAGAGAGAGAGAGGCAAACCAUUGGAAUAGAAGAGGGAUGGACUGUCUGGAUGGUAAUGGAAUUAGACGUGACACUGUCACUCCACCCAAUUCAUCAUCUCUGAUCUCUUUCUCUCCCACCACUGUAGUGAUUCUUCCCUGGCGGGACCUCCUUGUUGUCUGUGCGUGCUGUGGGUGAUGUGCUGUAACUCCAAAUGAAGUUCUAGAUCAAAAAAGGAGAAAAUGACUGAUCAUUUUCACCGGUCCAUGGGGGAAAUGUAAAAAAACGUUCCUAUUUUCUGGAGAGAAAAAAAAGAAGAAUGACAGAAAAGAGUAAAGUCAUCAAUGUUGUGUUUUGUUUUUAAAAAGCAUAAAGAGACCAAUCAAAAUGUUCUUCCAGAGACAGUAAAUAGAAGCAAAAAGACAGCUAUUAUGCUGUCGUAUUCUCUCUGUGUGUGUGUGUGUGUGUGUGUGUGUGUGUGUGUGUGUGUGUGUGUGUGUGUGUGUGUGUGUGUGUGUGUGUGUGUGUGUGUGUGUGUGUGUGUGUGUGUGUGUGUGUGUGUGUGUGUGUGUGUGUGUGUGUGUGUGUGUGUGUGUGUGUGUGCGUCAGCGAAAGUUAGCGUGUGAAUGUGAGUGCAAGUGUGUGAAAGUAUUGGGCUUGCACUGCUAUCAAAUGAAUAACGAAUUACUGAUAAUAAUGAUGACAAUAAUAAUCAUCAGUAUUCUACUGGAUAUGUUUGAAGACUUGGAGAGGUCACAGCAGCUAAGCAGUGACAGAGAGCGAGGGGGACAGUUUGUAGGGUAGUGCCUGCUGCCUGGUGUGGAACGGUAAGCAGAGGAGGAACUUGACAUGAACCACCAGUCUUCAUCUGAGCUGCUUUCUCUCAAUUGCAUCAUCCACUGCAGAUAACCAUAAAAAAAUGCCCCUCUCCCAACCAAGUCAGUUUUGUUUCUAAUGGAGCACUUAGCCAAAUGAUCUUGUCCCCAUCAAGGUUGGUAACGUUACCUGUUUGUCUCUGUCAGUAAUUUUGUGUAAUUCUGCCUGUCUGUUGGAACGUGGGUCUGUUACGUCAGUUAGUCUGUAAGUAAUUUAGUCAACAUCUUAUUCAUUAGUGUGCAUGCUACAAAACACAUUGUUAUAAGAAUGUUAGUGGAUAAAUGUUUAGGGUCUUAGUGGAGGGCUGUUCCAUUACUGGCCAAACCCCCUCUGCUCUGUCCUGCUCCUGAUGUUAGAAGGUUAGGGUGUUAGUGGGUCUUCGGGACCAUGGCUGUUACGUACCAAACCCCCUCUGUUCUGUCCUGCUUCAGGACCAGGCUGUUCCAUUACUGGCCAGACCCCCUCUGCUCUGUACUGCUCCUGAUGUCAUCCUGAUGUGACCUGUUCCAAGCUUAAGUUUCUCUCUCAUCACACAAUGGGCUGAAGGAUAGCUACAAUAGUAAUAAUAUCAACUAAACCUAUUUUCUGUUUACAUUUGACUGUUUAUUUGUGUCUAAUGGAUAUGUGUGUGUGUGUGUUUGCAAUGUGUGUAUGAGUGUGUCAACAUCUGACUGUUAGUUUGUGUGUUUGUAUUUACCGUGUAUGUAUGUGUGCUCGGUGUUCACUUUUGCCAUUUUCAUUUUCUUAAUAUGGAAUCUGUUUUUUUGGCUGUUUUUAUUCUGUAUAAAGUCAUUUAGAUGUUCAGUUAAUUAUUUAUGUUGUCGAUGAUCGCUAAGAAGGAGACGCUAAUGAUUACUGGGAUGUUGAAAUGUGACAAAGGGCAUGUGUCUACUUUCUAUUUGUUUGGGUUUCAUGGGUUGGUUGGGGAGGGGGCCAUAGACAUGUUCGAGAGUCUGAAUGAAGAGAGAAGGAAAGAGAAGGGAGAGGGGAGCUCAUUACAUCUGACAAUACCACAUACAGCAUAUUCUAUUCUAGCCCUCUUCUGUUGGGCAGAGGGACUGUUCACUCAGGCCUGUGUGCAUCAGGGGCCUUGUGUUCUGGUUUAUCAUUUAAUAGGUGGCUUACAGAACCACAACACGCUGUCCUGUCCCUCCGCUCUAGGUCUGGCCCAACACGCUGUCCCUCCGCUCUAGGUCUGGCCCAACACGCUGUCCCUCCGCUCUAGGUCUGGCCCAACACGCUGUCCCUCCGCUCUAGGUCUGGCCCAACACGCUGUCCCUCCGCUCUAGGUCUGGCCCAACACGCUGUCCCUCCGCUCUAGGUCUGGCCCAAAACGCUGUCCCUCCGCUCUAGGUCUGGCCCAACACGCUGUCUCUCCGCUCUAGGUCUGGCCCAACACCCUGUCCCUCCGCUCUAGGUCUGGCCCAACACGCUGUCCCUCCGCUCUAGGUCUGGCCCAACACCCUGUCCCUCCGCUCUAGGUCUGGCCCAACACUCUGUCCCUCCGCUCUAGGUCUGGCCCAACACGCUGUCUCUCCGCUCUAGGUCUGGCCCAACACCCUGUCCUUCCGCUCUAGGUCUGGCCCAACACGCUGUCCCUCCGCUCUAGGUCUGGCCCAACACCCUGUCCCUCCGCUCUAGGUCUGGCCCAACACCCUGUCCCUCCGCUCUAGGUCUGGCCCAACACCCUGUCCCUCCGCUCUAGGUCUGGCCCAACACCCUGUCCCUCCGCUUUAGGUCUGGCCCAACACCCUGUCCCUCCGCUCUAGGUCUGGCCCAACACGCUGUCCCUCCGCUCUAGGUCUGGCCCAACACCCUGUCCCUCCGCUCUAGGUCUGGCCCAACACACUGUCCCUCCGCUCUAGGUCUGGCCCAACACACUGUCCCUCCGCUCUAGGUCUGGCCCAACACAUUGUCCCUCCGCUCUAGGUCUGUCCCAACACACUGAGACUAAGACAGGCGAGGUCUCCAGACGUCAGUGCUGACGUACUUCAAAACCCCACUGUGACACACAUGCUUUUUGGCACAAGGUGCUCUUAAACAACACCCCUCCCCCUCUCCUCCAUAUGCUCUCACUCCCCAAGUGUCACAGAGAAAAGGUGAGACAGACAAUGAUCAUCACCUCAUUUGCAUCACUGCAAUCUCCAGGCAGAGCCGAACAUAGCAGAGCACCUACCUGCUCUUAAAAUAACUGUGAACAGAGUCACCUCCCUGCCUCAUACUGAGCACACAAGCAAAAGAUACAUCAUUACCUAUGCAGACGCAGCAUUAAAUUGAAAAGAUCAGCCAGAAUAGGAAACACAGAUAAAAUGGCACGAUUCAGGUGAAAAUGAAUUAUUCGUCUGAAAAUAGGUCCAGAAGCCAGGUAUGGUCCAUUUGCCUCUGAGGCAUUGAGCUGGGAUUCUUGGUAGAGUCCUUCCUUGGCCCUAGAAAAGCCCAGUAACAAUUCAAAACACAGAUCUAAAUAAAUCUGAAAACUAAUCAGUGUUCACUCAGAUUGAAAUCACCCUAAAUGUCUGAUUAGGGCUCUCUACACAGAUAUUGGUGGAGAUACGAGGAGGAUUGUCCAAUACAGGCCAGGAUUUUGUGACAUUGUAUGAAGGAUAAAUGAAAAUUGUGUAUGUAAAAACUAAUCAGUGUUAAUUGGGGAUGUUGAUAUCUGUAUGUCCUUGACAUCCCUUUGUCCCAUCUCUCGCUCUCUUUUGUUCUCUCUUUAGUCACACAUCUGUGGGGUGCACAUUCUUAUAUUUCAACCAUUUAUUUUUUUGAAAUCUGUACAGUGUAUAAAUAUAUAAAUGUGUACAUAAAAAGAGGAAACUUCUAAAA